Lindgomyces ingoldianus is the source of this 2415-nucleotide messenger RNA. RefSeq lists its product as uncharacterized. Bases 1 to 2415 code for a protein of 804 amino acids. The transcript is spliced from 15 exons. NCBI's taxonomy places the organism in Eukaryota, Fungi, Ascomycota, Dothideomycetes, Pleosporales, Lindgomycetaceae. The record is from RefSeq and is a predicted model, not a curated record.
AUGACUGACAAGUUUUUGGACGAAAAGCUUCACCUUGCACUCCUCAUCCUAAUUUUUCACUCACAAAAUAGCCUACAGAUGUUGUCUUUGUGCACAUUUUACGGUUUUCCCUCGCCACUUCUUUGGGGUCCGGACGAAGUCGGAUUGGAAAGUUCUUUCCAAUCCGGAUGCUCUCAUUCCGAGUAUGCAGCAUUCGAUCGCUUCAUCUUCACAUUUUCAUCAUUGCCCAUUCUCUACACACUCGCUCGUCAGCCGCAAGCAUUUUAUAGGUGCAUCUAUCACUUACGAUACUUGCCUACCCCCAUGGCUCCUUGUCGAGGGCGGCGCCCCCGGCGGCGUGGGCAGUCAUGGAAAACCCACACGCCCGCUGAGGUGAGAGAGAUUAUGAAAGCGUACCCGAGCUUGAAGUAUCCCGAGCUGCAAGAUGAACGGAUGUGGGCCCGUCCCCAGCACAAGGCCUUCCCAUUCAUGAGCCUCCCCCCUGAGCUCCGACUCAAAGUCUACCGCCACCAUCUUCUCUCUUCCUCCCCCAUCGAACUCUGGCCACACGUCAAAAACAAUACAAUGUAUUCCGCAAACUGGCGCCGAGCAAACAGUCUCCACGCCUAUAUGUGGCUGAACCACAAGCUCGGCCUGCUCCGCGUAUCCUCCAUCAUCCACUUAGAAGCCUCGCAGGUCUUCUACGGUGAAAACGAAUUCCGCUUCACCGGCAUCAAUGGCUGGAUGGUAUGUUCCUUAUACCUCAACACUAUUGGCCCGCAGCACUUCCGAUUCUUGCGGCACAUCACACUCCACGUUCCCUUCCCUGGCACCGAUUAUCUUGCAAUGCCCACAUUUGCGAAUCACACUUUGGCAGAGAAAAUAUGCCUCUUGCGCCCGCACCAACACGUCAAUUUCGGUGAACGGAUGAGGAAGUACGGGUUCUUGAUACCCCAGGACUGGUCAUAUGACUGGUCUAUUUCCAAUGUAGUCGAACUCUUGUCCAGGGCGGACCUCCAGACCUUCAGACUCGUGUUACCGCCAACGUACCACAUUCACCACGACUCCUCGCUCACAUGGUAUUGGGAUAAACUCAAACUGUUAAAAGACGCUGUCGACACCUACAGAGCUUCCCAGGCUAAGUCCCCUCUCGAUAUCCGCUUCGCGUUUCUGAAGAUCAGGGAUGGGGAGCAGGAGCCGUCGUUUGAUAUGCUGGAUUUCAUCCUGGGGCCGAGGUUUGAGAGACCGUGGUUAAGAAGGUAUACAGGGGAGUGCAGGCAGAUGAUUGAGAGGGUGAGGAGGGCGGAUUGGAUUGCGAAGGUGGAGUAUGGGGUGCAUGAUAAGGCUGGGAUUUAUGGGCUUAUGGAUAGGGAGUCUUGUUUGAAGGUUACGGGGCCAGGGGCGCUUAAGAAGGAGGGGUUGGAUGAGGACGAUUGGAAGAGAGGCAUCGGGGGGGAAUGUGAGAGUGUGUCUUCAAGCCUUAUCCAUUUAUACGGACCACGUAUACGCGUUUCAGGCCUUCAACUUGUGCUUCUCUUCAUAAUCUCACCUGCCACAUACUUUGGUAAUCAGGAGAGCAUUUUUCCCUCAGAUUUCCUUAGCAUCGACCUAAAAGCUAAGAAGAUAUCUAAAUUCACGCUCGCUAUUAUUAGGCGAUAUUCCAAGCCCUCUUACUUUAAUUUCUUUGAGAUAACUAAGAAAUCUCUUAAACUUACAUUAGAAGCGAACAACGAUUCUCCAAUAGUCCACCAUAUCUUGAUCCUUCAGCUGGGCGCCUCCUACCAGGCAUUGUCGAUCGACCUAAGUCGUAGUGAUGUUAUCAUUAAUCGAGAAAGUUACAGGCAAGUCGUAGUAGCCACUUCAAAGCGGCGAAGUCAUCGCUGCCUGUCAAGCAAGUUCUGGAUUCCCCGUCAUAAAUUCACUUUGCGGUAUCGUCAAUUCAUGUCCGUUGUUGUAAUUCGAUCUAUUGCGGCGUGGAAUAUAGACCUCCUCCUGGUCUGCAUUCACAGUCGCCGUGUUCCAUAUCAAUUCAUUAAGAAAACUGUGAUACGACGGACACGGUUUAACUCCAGGCUUGUGCCAUCUAAAAAUAGCACCCUUUGGGUUACCUCAGCUAGCCAAGUGAGGCUCUCAGAUCUGUUGUUUGAAUUAAACCUUAAGAGUGCAUUGAUUGUGCUUCUAGAGCCUGUGUUUCAAUAUGUCAUUAUGGAUAAGAUCGAGCAUGUUAAUCAAACCGCCAGCAUGAUCAACCACCUAAAAGAGUAUCCGACCCAUCUUGGGUCACCAACGACUCACGUGUUCCAACUGCUGCUAGGCCAUACCAGUCACCAGAAGGCCCAAACCCCACUAGAAAUGAAGCGAAACUGUACCAUACCAUUAUUGCAAUCUCAAGCUUCCCUCCCCCCUAAUUUCGAGCUGAAUUGCUAUAUUUCUUGA